AUGGCGCCGCAACCCCAAGGCCCCAUCACAACCCCCCUCACCACCCUCCUCGGGAUCCAACACCCCAUCAUCCUCGCAGGCAUGGCCCGCGUCUCGGGAGGCGCUCUCGCCGCCGCCGUCUCCAAUGCCGGCGGUCUAGGCGUCAUCGGCGGGUUCCAAUACACGCCCUCGCAACUCCGCGCCAUCGUUGCGGAGCUCAAAGCCGCCCUACGGUCUCCAGACCUGCCGUUCGGCGUAGACUUGGCAUUGCCGCAGAUCGGCGGGUCCGCACGCAAAACUAACCACGACUACACGGGCGGCAAGCUCGACGAGCUCAUCGACAUCACGAUCGAGAGCGGCGCGCGGCUGUUCGUCAGCGCGGUGGGCGUUCCGCCCAAGUACGUGAUUGAUAAGUUGCAUAAUGCGGGCAUAUUGGUGAUGAAUAUGGUCGGACACCCGAAACACGCGGUUAAGGCCCUAGAUCUCGGUGUGGAUAUGGUGUGUCCGCAGGGUGGCGAGGGCGGUGGGCAUACGGGUGAUAUAGCCAGCUCGGUGCUCAUCCCGGCUGUCGCCGACGUCGCAUCACGCUACCACCCGCCGAUGUUAAAAGGCAGCCCCGCGCUCGUCGUAGCCGCGGGCGGUAUCAACGACGGGCGAUCUCUAGCCGCAAGUCUGAUGCAAGGCGCAGCGGGAGUCUGGGUGGGAACACGCUUCGUAGCCAGCGUCGAAGCAGCUAGCAGCGAGGAACACAAGGUGAGCGUAGUAACGUGCGGCUUUGAAGAUACGCAGCGCACGCUGGUGCUCACGGGGCGGCCGCUGCGCAUGCGCACCAACGCAUAUAUCGCGCGGUGGCACGCGCAGCCGCAGAAGAUACACGAGCUCUGCGAUAAGGGCGUCGUGCCCAUCGAGCACGACCUCGAAAACGACGUCGACGAUAUUGAUCCCCCGCACCUGAUGGGCCAGGUCGCAGGCGCCGUUACUAAGGUCCAGCCUGCCGCCGAGAUCGUCCGCGAGAUGGUGGAUGGUGCGGUGCAGAUGCUGAGGCUAGGGAACUCGUAUAUCAAUGCGAGCGCGAAGAGUAAGCUAUGA
Molecule: messenger RNA, 1068 nt
Organism: Daldinia childiae
Lineage: Eukaryota; Fungi; Ascomycota; Sordariomycetes; Xylariales; Hypoxylaceae
Product: putative nitronate monooxygenase
Exons: 1
Coding region: 1-1068 (355 amino acids)
Molecular function (GO): nitronate monooxygenase activity
Source: RefSeq, a predicted model, not a curated record